This is a messenger RNA of Microbotryum saponariae, 420 nucleotides long. Lineage: Eukaryota; Fungi; Basidiomycota; Microbotryomycetes; Microbotryales; Microbotryaceae. The record is from the annotation of a GenBank genome assembly.
AUGAACGCUCUGAAGACGGCGAACGAUAAGCUGGUCGAAAAGGGCAUAGUUACGAGCAACGAGAAGAUGAGUAUCCACUUUCUCGUCGAUGUGGAGGAGGAGAACCUUGCUGGUGGGGCGGAAAUGACCGAUCAGGAGAUUGUGGACCUGGUCAUUGCCGAAGAGUUGAAAGAGAAUUGCGAGGAAGAAGGAGGAGAGGAGGAAGGGGAGAUAGAGCUCCGACCGGCGGAGCGAACGACGCUGCAGGAGGCAAUCUCAGCGCUUGAUGUUUUCCUUAGGUUUGCUAUGAAUGAAUACUCAGGUCCAACGGAUUUGAUUUCUUUUGAGGACGAGGCUAGGAGGAUUCGCAGGACUCUUGUUGCCGAGCAGGAUGCCGCGAGGAUUCAGACGACAAUGACUUCGUAUUUCCAGCGUCAGUAG